CAUUAGAUAGAGCUAGGAACAGACAAUUCACAAGGGAUUGAGCCAAUUUUAACCUAAGGAAGAUAUUUGAAACACUCUGGAAAUGCCUAGUUCAAGUCCUGUUAUUCCAUCAUUAUUGGAUACAGACUUGUAUAAGUUAUCCAUGCAAGCUGCGGUCCACGAUAACUUCCCGGGCAUCGAUGUGGUUUACAAAUUUACUAACAGAACACCGUCAAUGGAACUUAACAAGGAAGCUAUUGCGUGGCUCAAGGAUCAGAUAAGUCUCUUGGGUGAGCUUUCUUUUUCCAAUGAUGAAAUAGAGUACUUGAAGAAAACUAUUAGUCAGAUUCCACAAUCUUACCUUGAUUAUUUAAAAGAUUUUAAAUUGGAUCCGGCUCAACAGAUUCAAUAUUAUAAUGAUGAAGAAAACCUAGGUAAUUUUGAAAUUGAGAUCAGUGGUAAAUGGAGUGAGACCAUUCUUUAUGAAAUCCCGAUAUUGUCCUUAGUAUCCGAAGCUUAUUUCAAAUUUGUUGAUACUGAUUGGAACUACGAUGGCCAAUAUGAAUUGGCCCAAUCUAAAUGUAAACAGUUAUUCGAGAAUAACUGUCCCUUUAGUGAGUUCGGUACUAGAAGAAGAAGGUCUCAUGAGACUCAAGAUAUUGUAGUGAAGGCUUUGGCUGAAUAUGCAAAUAAAAAUCCUUUACUUAUCGGUACUUCUAAUGUUUAUUUGGCUAAAAAAUAUGAUUUGGCUCCAAUUGGUACCGUUGCACAUGAAUGGUACAUGGGUAUUGCUUCAGUCACUGAAGAUUACUUGAAUGCCAAUAAAAAUGCUAUGGAUUAUUGGUUGAAAACUUUUGGUCCUGGGUUUGCCGGUUUGGCUUUAACUGACACCUUUGGUACCGAUGCCUAUUUAAAGGUCUUUCAAAAACCUUAUUCGGACUAUUACACUGGGGUCAGACAAGACUCUGGCGAUCCAGAAUUGUACGCUGAAAAAAUAGCCCUCCAUUAUAAAUCCCUAGGUUACCCAGAUUUCUCCAAAGUUAUAUGUUUUAGUGAUUCCUUGAAUAUAGAAAAAUGCUUGAAAUAUAAAUCAACGGCUGAUAAAUUGGGCCUAAAGGCAACUUUUGGUAUAGGUACCUUCUUCACCAAUGACUUCAAGACUGUUUCUGUUCCACAUUCCAAAUCCUCUCCCCUUAACAUCGUCAUAAAGUUGAAGGAAGCUAAUGGCAAUCCAUCAGUGAAAAUUAGUGAUAAUCUUGGUAAGAAUAUGGGUGACGAAAAAUUGGUCGCUAGAGUUAAACAAGAGCUAGGCUACAAAGAAUAUGAAUGGGCUGAAGGUGAUGAGGCCAAAAGAUGGUGAUAUCUUCUCUGUUUGCUUUUAUACUAGAUUUGUAGUAGUUUCUUCAAUAAUAUAAAGACUUUGAUGUUAAGUAUGUGUGCGUACCGGCAGCUUUGAUCCUAUUAAAAAAAAAAAAAAA
Messenger RNA from Hyphopichia burtonii NRRL Y-1933, 1457 nucleotides. RefSeq names its product nicotinate phosphoribosyltransferase (gene NPT1). Gene Ontology annotation, biological process: NAD+ biosynthetic process. The transcript has a single exon. Gene Ontology annotation, molecular function: nicotinate phosphoribosyltransferase activity. The record is from RefSeq and is a predicted model, not a curated record. Lineage: Eukaryota; Fungi; Ascomycota; Pichiomycetes; Serinales; Debaryomycetaceae. The coding region runs from base 83 to 1339 and encodes 418 amino acids.